This is a messenger RNA of Chelonia mydas (Green sea turtle), 6877 nucleotides long. RefSeq names its product ankyrin repeat domain 45 (gene ANKRD45). Bases 220 to 957 code for a protein of 245 amino acids. The record is from RefSeq and is a predicted model, not a curated record. Gene Ontology annotation, molecular function: protein binding. Lineage: Eukaryota; Metazoa; Chordata; Testudines; Cheloniidae. The transcript is spliced from 6 exons.
CCGCAGUGGCAUUGUGCAUCCUGGAACCCUUGGCAGUGGGCCUGGUCCCCCUGCUGGCUGGGCAGAGCCAUUCCGUGAUGUCAACCUUCCCUGGAAUCCGGAGGAGAGUGAAGGUGGCACACAGAGAACUGUUGCUAUGGCAACAGCAGAAGCUGUCUGCAUCGGUGGGGCCAGGCAGGGCCGGGAAUAGCUUUCUUGGGAGACACUGCUCUAGAGACAAUGGAGCUAGGAGAAGCAACACAGCCAGCAGAUACAGGGGAGCCUAAGGAGCCAGAGUAUUCUAACCCUCUCCUGAGGCCUGCUCUCACUGGAGAUGUGGAGGGUGUGCAGCAGAUUUUUGCUGACCCAGAAGACCCUGAUGGUGAAAAGGCCAUGCAACUUCUCAUGGAAAAGGACAUCAUAGGGAGAGACCUACUGCAUGCAACCAGCAUGGCUGGACAGAGUGCAGUCAUCAGAGCACUGGCAAAAUACGGAGUGGUCAUGAAGGAUAAAACAGCCAGAGGUUACACACUCCUCCACUGUGCUGCGGCCUGGGGCCAGCUGGAGACUUUGAAAACUCUGGUAGAACUGGAAGCUGAUAUUCUAGCGAUGACCUUCCGGGGUGAAAAGGCCCGAGAUAUAGCCGACCGUUAUGCACAGACAGACUGCGUCGAAUUCCUGGACUGGGCAGAAGCUAAGCAGGCUCUGCGGACAUUCAUCGCCCACAUCCAGGCAACGAUUGCAGACCCAGAAAAGGUGCAGGGAAGGCUGAACAAGGAAGACAAGAACAUGUCUCUCAGCGCCUGUCGUGUAAAAUCUGACUGGCUUGAGAACACCAAGGAGCCCACCAGACAAGACUUUCUGGAUCAGAAGCAGCAGCUGGAAGAUAUCAUGCUUCCCAUCUUCACAAAGCUGGCCAUGCCCCGUCCUCUGACAGCUAAGAGCACCAGGUCAGCGCUGAACUGCAGCAAAAUCUGAAGCUUCAUUUCCACAGCUCUUGCCUGCCUCGGGGUCUUAUAUUUUUUUAAGCCUCACACAUAUAUAGUCAUCUGAACAUACAGCCCGAGAGCCAAACUUUGGUAUUUCCAGGACAAGAUUACCUGAGGGUGUGCGGUGGCAGAAAGAUUAUGGGAGAGGCUGGAUCCACAUGCAGACGCAGCAGCAUGGACCCAUCUGUGAUUAGUUUCUAAAUGCCAAGAUAGCAAGGUUGUUUUGCGGUUCGUGGAAGGUCAGAUGAGGUGCUGGCUACCCUACAUUACCGGAGUCAGUGGCACUUUAAAUUCAAUUCAACAAGACUUUAUUGGCAUGACAAGCUUUACAAGUGUUGCCAAAGCAUAAGAAAGGGACAGACCCCUCAGGACUCUGUCAGAGGCAGGGAUGACCCACUCAUGAUGAGAUUAGACACUGUCUUUGGGGUUAGAUGUCCUGUAGCUAGGUGUCAUAGCUGGCCCUUUCUGAUCCAGAGGCUGGUUGUUUCAGCACCUCAGUAAUUUAGAGGCUGAUCUUGAGGUGCUGAGCACCUGCAACUCCCAGUGACUCCAAUAGGGGCAGCCCUUCUCAGGGGCAGGGUUUUCAUUAUAGUGUUUUUUUUCCACCACAAGUCUACUAAUUGCAGACCUGCCUGAGAUCCCCAGUGCCUGCUCACCCUGAACUUUCCACUUUAAAAAAAUCAGCCUGACCUUGCAGUUCUUCUUUGAUGCUUUCCCAGGUGUAGCUGUUGUCCCAGAUGGCAGAAAACCUUCUGACGAUCAUGCCUCCUGACACAGGAAGGACAAAGCACAGCUGGACUGUCAGGCUCCCUCUCCCACUUCAGUUAUUACUGUAGGGCCCUAGUCAUGUGAGGUGCUUUGCAAACAUAGACGGCAAAGGCCCUGUCCUGGAGAGUUUGCAAUCUAAAAAUAGCAAAGUCUCUCACCUGUCCCUCCCUCGAAUCAAUGGGUGUAGUUUAAAAUCCUGCAGCCGAGCAUGUGCUGGAGGCUGUGCUCUGGCUACCCUGGCUGUCCUUUGCAGAGCUUCUGGGUUUUUUUUUCCAUGCUGCUUUAAACCUCAGUCUCGUUCUCGUUCGGGUCAAGGUCGUUCUGUGACGGGGAUGAGGGCUCGGCCUACAUGUGCUCAUUGUGUUCUGGACCAAACGUGGGUGGUCCCCAAGGGUUAUGCUGGGGCACCUUUCCCUGGCUGGAAUCGCCUGGGUGCCAAUGCCUCGGUAAUUUGCCUCCCAUUCUGUAGUGCUACAUGCUUUCCACAAGCAUGGUGCUCACAAGAGGCUUUCAGCCAGGAUCCCUCAGAAUGAAUUCCAUCCGUUCAGCUGGCUAGUGGAGCCAGCACAUGGCUGCUCAGACAAUCUCCUUGAUGAUACAAAAAAUUAAUCAAAUAGCAUAAAAGCUCCUCGGCCAUCCAGCAUGACUCACUGUCAUGGCAGCAGGCAGAAAGCCAGCUUGCACCAAACAUGCUGUAAAAUGAGUCAAAUCCACUGCGGUAGGAGCCGUUGCUUUUGAUUACUUAGCUGUCCUGUGCAUGCACCCUUCAUUUGAGCUCUGCCUGGGUUCCUAAGGCAAGCUGGUGGGUAAGUCAGGGAACAGCUAUGUUUGGCCCCUCUGUUGCCACAGGCACCUUAUAAAAUGCCCUGUUUAAAAAGUGUACCUGUCCGUUCACUCCAGGUGCAGUUCAGCCUAUGUGGAUAGCCACUGCAAAGCUCAUGCCUCAUUUAAACCUGAUUUAGAAGGUUUAAGUGGAGCAUAGGCCUUGCGCUGGCUCUCUGCAUGAGGGGAGGAGAAUGUCACAAAGAGCUGACACAUUGCUAAGCAAGAGGACGUGACCCUCAAGUGUCAGUGUAAAGGACUUGCUGAGGGGGGCCCUGUGAAUGACUACCUUAGAUGCACCUGUAUAUGUGGCUCUGAGUCUGCUCCGAGUGUCCCAUCCUGGAGCUGUGUGACUCCUCAGAAACUAUUCCAGCAGCUACAGCUGCUAGAUCUCUUUGUAGCCGGCAGUUAACAAGCUGAACUCACUUGGAGGUAAUAAAACCUGUUUUGCUCUCGGUUAAAGUGCAGUUAUGGUCAGAAAAGGGUCUGUAAAAAUAGCCAAUUGAUUUGCAGAGCACCUUUGAGUUCCAGCUGACCUCAGUGCUUUUGGCCCGUCUCUACGUUAAGUCUUGUUUAUUGUCAAACCAGCACACAUACCUUUCAUGGCAGAUGGGAAAGCUGUUGCAACCUGCAUAAGGGUCCUUCCUCCACUUUCUUCCAAUCUGCAGUCUUCACUCAUGGUGCAUACAUGGCUCAGGUUGGGCACAAUGUAAAUAGCAUGACCUCCUUUUUUCUCAGCACCGCUCGUUUCACUAAGGUCCAUUUCUCACCUGAGCCCCUUGCUGGGUUUUUCCCCUCUUGUAACUGGUAAAUCUACCCUUUUCCACAGGAAGUGCAAAUGAGUGUGCAAACAUUCACUCUUGCCUUGCUGCAUUUGACUCUUCCUUCUGUGUAUUUGUACCUCUCCCGUUUUUGAUCAUAAGUAACUUUUAAAGCAAAGAAACACUCAGUAAAGACAGAGAUGGAGCAGUGCUGCAGGCUGCCAUAGCAUUCUUAGCUGUUUUUAGGAGGUCAGGAAAGCCUCUGGAAGCUCAGAGUCCUGGCCUUGGCAACCACUAGGAGGCAGCAUGGUCAGGUAGAUAGGGUUUGGAUUGGGAGUCAGGAGACAGAGCUUCUACUCUUGGCUCAGGCACUGACCUAUGUGGGACCUUGGGCAAAUCACUUACUCCAUCUGUGCCUGAUUCCCCUCUCAGCCUUUGUCUUGUGCAAUUUAGAUUGCAAGCUCUUGAGGGAAAAGAUGACAUUUUGCUCUAUGUUUGCCCUAGCCCAGCAAGUCUGAUUUUCCUUGGGACCCCUUGGUGUUACCUUCAAAUAAACAGUCGCCUUGCUGCUGAAUAUGGCACUGAUACUGCCUUUGUGAAAGGAGCAGCUUCACAGCCCACAGGGCAGGAAGCCCUGGCCUAUCACCCUCUCAAAAUAGGCAUGAGGUGUUCAUUCCUGGCACAGAGGUGAUGCUAAGAGACUGGCUGAGGGCUCUGUGCCUCAAGGCCUUGGAGCUCCUGGAAAAGGCUCUGCCCCUUGGCUAUAACCAUCUCCCGCUGUGACAUUAGAAAAGGGAAUGGUGGGGUGUUACCAGUGAAGUGCUGUGAGCAAUAGCAACAUGAGCCAGAGGAAGCAGCAGAAAAUAGAAACAAGGCCAAGGAUCCACAGCACGUGGCCAGGCAGUGACGUAGGUUUCAAGCAGAGGUGAAGAGUAUUGGUAUAAUCCCCUGUAUCAGAACUGACACCAACCUCGUUGCCUGCCUCUGAAGAGCACCAGCGCUUACAACGUUCCUCCUCCUCCUCAAGAACAAAGAACUACAUCAAAUCUGGUGCAACUCAAUGAAAACUACACCUGCUUCCAGCUGGUCUGCAUGUGAGCCAUGGGCUGCAAUUCUGCAGUCAGGCACAGCUGAGCCCCUCUAAUGAAGGGUAAAGCUGGGCCCAAGAGCUCUGAGCAAAGGGGGGAUAUAAUAGAGGUCUAUAAAAUCAUAAAUGGUGUGGAGAAAAUGAAUAGGGAAGUGUUAAUGCCUUUGCAUGACACAAGAACCAGGGGUCAUCUGAUAAAAUUAAUAGGCAGCCAGUUUAAAACAGACAAGAGGAAAUACUUCACACAAUGGACAGUCAAUCCCUGUGGAACUUGUUGCCGGGGAUGUUGUGAAAGCCAAAAGUAUAACUGGGUUAAAAAAAAGAUUUGGACCUAUCCUCUAGAAAGUUAUCUAUCAAUGGCUAUUAGCUAAGAUGGUCAGGGAUGCAACUCCAUGCUUUGGGUGUUCCUAAACCUCUGGCUGCCGGAAACUGGGACUGGACGACAGGGGAUGGCUCACUUGAUAACAGCCCUGUUAAUUCUUUCUGAAGCGCCUGGCAUUGGCCUCUGUCAGACGCAGGAUACUGGGCUAGAUGGAGCAUUGGCCUGACCCAGUCUGACUGUUCUGAUGUACACUCUUCUUGGCAGCAUUGUUGGGCUCACUAGCAGAGAUGCCAAUCUGUGGGUGGAAGAAGUGAUCUGAAAGAAACCUCAUCUCAGGCUAUGCAUAUGUUAGUACCCCACACAGCUAUGCAGGAGGCUGUGAUUGCGUUUCCAGUCACAUACUAGGCCUCAGCGCUGCAGCAGGCUUUGGGGAGCAGACAAAUUAAUUAAAACUGUGUUGUUCCAGAGGGAGAAUCUUAAUGGCUUGGACAGCAUGAUGAAUCAUGCUGUGGUAUUCCUCAGUAUUAACCUAUUCCUCAUGAAUAGCGCAGUACGUUUACAAAGAACAGCCUAGGCCCUCCAUUACCUCACGCAAGAAACCUUUCAUCUAGCAAGCUAAAGCUUCGUUAGGGCUGCUGGCUUUGUAGCACUUCUGUGCCUGUGUUAAUACUUCUGUAGCAACAGUCGCACGACCCUGAGCUAAACCUCACCACUCUUAAGCAGGUAAGUAUUAUCCCAGUUUUACAGAAGGGGAUCUUAAGGCAACUAGAAGCUAAGUGACUUGCUCAAAGUCACAUAAGGAAUUUGUGGCAGAACGGGGGACAGAACCAGAUAUCUUGAGCUAGCCUGAUAGAAAAAGUCUAAACUCCAGAACUUAGAAGUGAAGCAGAAGAAGAGCCACACCUGGGGGUCUAACUUCUACCUUCAUAGGCUAUUUCUAACUUUCUCAUGCCCCUCAUCAGGUUUUUAUUAACAUGGUGUUGAUCCUCCAGCUGCAGCUGAUUUUCCUGGUGUGUGAAUGAAUAGGGAAGUGUUAAUGCCUUUGCAUGACACAAGAACCAGGGGUCAUCUGAUAAAAUUAAUAGGCAGCCAGUUUAAAACAGACAAGAGGAAAUACUUCACACAAUGGACAGUCAAUCCCUGUGGAACUUGUUGCCGGGGAUGUUGUGAAAGCCAAAAGUAUAACUGGGUUAAAAAAAAGAUUUGGACCUAUCCUCUAGAAAGUUAUCUAUCAAUGGCUAUUAGCUAAGAUGGUCAGGGAUGCAACUCCGUGCUUUGGGUGUUCCUAAACCUCUGGCUGCCGGAAACUGCAUCCGAUGAAGUGAGCUGUAGCUCAGGAAAGCUCAUGCUCAAAUAAAUUGGUUAGUCUCUAAGGUGCCACAAGUACUCCUUUUCUUUUUGCGAAUACAGACUAACACGGCUGUUACUCUGAAACCAAGCAAACUAGACUGGCUUCUUAGUCAAAUGACUGUAAUUUAAGAUUUCAGAAGCCCUGGAUAUAAAUCCAGGCAAAGCCAUGCUUCACAGUGGUGUGAAAUCUAAGGUCCCUUCACACUGCUGACAAAAAACCCACCAUAAAUAAAUAAAAAAGACUUCAUAGCUAAUUUAAAAAUUCCUUUCCCAGAGAAACAAAAACUAACCCUGCAGCUGGCUUGAUAGGGUACGGCUGUGCUUUGGGCACAGAACAUAGGUUCAGUCCCUGAUGAGCUUUUGUGCUGGUGAGGAAAAUAAAGAUGGGUGUGUUUCAUGCUGACUUGUGCUGUGUGACUUACCAAUUCAUUGUAAUAGCACGCACCCAAAAUAACACAUCCUGUAGCUGGUGACGUUGGGAGCCAGUUCUGCUGGUUUCAAUAUGUGAUGGGCCCUCAGAUUGGUUGUGAAAACAAAGAUAUCUUUGAUCUCUGAGGCAACAGCUUGUGGGUGAAUCACAAGUUCCUAUCACUGAGAGAAAAAGCAGCGCGUGUUUCAGUCGGAGGGGAUGUGUGAGAGACAUCCUACCUGGGCAAUGGUUAUGACACAUUAGGUGGUGUUCAGUUUUGGAGGUCAUUCUUCUUGCUUAAUGUGCAAAUUCCUUCCCAGAGAAAGCCAGGCACCACAUUGGCUUCAUUAGUGGACAUUAUCAAGGUGAGACUGUAAUAGGACAUUUGGG